AUGGUGAAGGACGCAAAACGACAGCUCAAGCUGCCAGGACAGCAACUCUUUAUCCUGUCCAUCUGUCGCUUCGCUGAGCCCGUGGCAAUGACUUCGGUUUAUCCCUAUAUCCCAGAGAUGAUUCAGUCAUUUCAUGUCCCCCACGACAAGGUUGCCAAAUGGGCCGGUCUCAUGUCUGCCACCUUUUCUCUCUCACAAUGCCUGACAGGCAUUGCUUGGGGACGGGCCUCAGAUCGCUUUGGCAGGAAACCAAUCAUUCUUACUGCUCUUACCUGCACCAUGAUAUUCAGCGUCAUGUUUGGCUUCUCCACAAACCUCGUCUGGGCCUUCAUCUUCCGCUCCUUGCAGGGCCUUUCUAACGGCAAUGUUGGAAUCAUCAGAACCGCCGUCGCUGAGCUCGUCCCGGAGAAAGAACUCCAGCCUCGUGCCUUCAGUAUCAUGCCUCUGGUCUGGAACAUUGGCUCUAUCUUCGGGCCCUCCUUUGGUGGUACUCUUGUCCAUCCCGCUGAGAGGUAUCCUCAAGUCUUUGGGAAGUGGCAACUACUGAAAGACUACCCAUUUGCUCUUCCCAACCUGCUGAUCAGUCUUUUGUUUCUGGUGGGCAUCGCUUCGGGUUUCUUAUUCCUACACGAGACUCUGGAAGAGAAAAAGUCUAGAAAGGACUACGGUAGAGUCCUAGGACGGCUCCUCACUAGGCCAUGCACAAGACGACCAAGACCAAGGGCGUAUUCCACCGAGGAGAGCGAGCCGUUUCUCGACGGCACCACCAGUGAACUGUCGAGCCCAAUCACCCCCCGACCUGCCGCCCCUCUCAAGAAAAAGGCAGGCUGGAGUGAAGUCUUCUCCCGUCAGUCCAACAUCAAUUUGGUUGUCUAUACCUUCUUGGCCAUGCACUCGGUGGCUUACGACCAGCUUUUGCCUAUCUUCAUGCACUAUCCUGUUCAGAGUCGACACGACAAAGACGUCAAACUCCCCCUCCGGUUUGCCGGCGGUUUCGGCAUCAACUCGAACCAGAUUGGUUUUCUCUUCACCAUCUAUGGCAUCUCUGGCAUGCUCAUCCAGUUCUUUGUCUUUCCUCCAUUCGCCCGCCGUUUUGGUGUCUUGAAUUGCCUCAAGGCAUGUUCUCUGGCCUUUCCAUUCAUCUACGUCGCAACCCCCUUUACUGCCCUUUUAUCAACAAACCAAUCCAGGCAGGUCGUCAUGAUGGCAUUGAUGCUCGUCAAGGGCUUCUGCGGUAUCUUCGCCUUUCCCUGUUCAACCAUUCUGUUAACAAAUAGUGCCACCACCUUGAGCAUCUUGGGAACAUUGAACGGCGUCGCAACUAGUAUAUCUGCCAUUGGCAGGGCGGCUGGUCCAGCUUUAGCCGGCGCUACUUUCACAGCUGGCGUGGAUAUUGGCUAUGUCGUCAUCUCAUGGUGGACUUUGGCCUCUGUGGCAGUCAUUGGUGCAGUGCCCGUGUUUGCAUUAGUCGAGAUGGAGGGCUUUGGGAGUAACAAAACCGACGACGAUAGCGAGAUUGAUGACGAUGACGACGAUGAAGAAGAAGAAGAAGACAUCAACGAUGACAAUGACGACUCUUUUCAAGACAGAAGGGAACACUCUGCUAAAGCGUCGGCCACGAACAUGUUUCCUGACACCUCCUACUCCAGGGUAGCCCCUUCCCGGCCUCCACCUUCGAUAGAGGACGUGUUUGAAGAAGACGAACAAGACAGUCAUCUUCCCGGAUCAAGCCAGCUAUCACCCACAAUGUCAAGAGGGUCGCAACAUCGUCCGACUGCUCGACGACAAACAUCGCACAAGAAUCUCCAACGCAUAGCCAGCCCCAUUGGUUUAGGGCCUGGCGUCAUCCCCUCUGGGUCAAGGAGGUACAGCAGUGAUCUUGGGGCGACAAGAAGUGGGUUUGGUGUGGGAGGAAGUUCUUUUAGUUGA
Molecule: messenger RNA, 1929 nt
Organism: Exophiala mesophila
Lineage: Eukaryota; Fungi; Ascomycota; Eurotiomycetes; Chaetothyriales; Herpotrichiellaceae
Exons: 2
Coding region: 1-1929 (642 amino acids)
Biological process (GO): transmembrane transport
Molecular function (GO): transmembrane transporter activity
Source: RefSeq, a predicted model, not a curated record